Leguminivora glycinivorella is the source of this 2205-nucleotide messenger RNA. RefSeq names its product cytochrome P450 9e2-like. The record is from RefSeq and is a predicted model, not a curated record. Gene Ontology annotation, molecular function: monooxygenase activity; iron ion binding; oxidoreductase activity, acting on paired donors, with incorporation or reduction of molecular oxygen. The transcript is spliced from 12 exons. Lineage: Eukaryota; Metazoa; Arthropoda; Insecta; Lepidoptera; Tortricidae. The coding region runs from base 72 to 1670 and encodes 532 amino acids.
CCAACUCAGCGUUAGUUACAACGUCAUUCAUAAUUUUAUAAUAUUUUUGUGAGUUAUAAGGAAAAUAAGCAAUGUUCUUCAUCUACCUCUUAAUCGGCGUUGUCGUCGCGUUCAGCGCCUGGCUGUACCAUAACUACACCACUUUGUCCCGGCACGGGAUAAAGCAUGGACCCUUUGUCCCAUUUCUAGGGGACAUGGCUGGCGUGACGUUCCUGAAGGAACACAUGACUGAUGUUCUUACCCGCGUGUAUAACAGCUUCCCUGGUGAUAGGUUGGUGGGUCGUUAUGAAUUCCUGACUCCCUACAUCAUCGUGAAGGACCCUGAACUCUUGAAGAGAAUCACCGUCAAGGACUUCGAUCACUUCGUUGACCGAAGGAUCAUGGUUGACGCUAGAGCUGAACCAAUGUUUGGCAGAAAUCUUGUUUCUUUGAGAGGCGAAGAAUGGAGAGACAUGCGUUCUGCCCUCAGCCCAGCUUUCACCAGCUCCAAGAUCCGACUGAUGGUGCCGUUCAUGGUGCAAGUUGGGGACCAGAUGAUCAGGGCUUUGAAGACUAAGAUUGAGCAAUCUGAAGUCGACUACAUCGACCUAGAAGCCAAAGACCUGACAACGCGCUACGCCAACGACGUAAUAGCUACUUGCGCCUUCGGCCUCGAUGUCAACUCGCAACAAAAUGAGAAUGACUUCUACAAGAUGAGCAAAUCACUCACCAGCUUUACUUUCGAGACUAAGAUGAGGUUCCUGGGCUACAGGAUUGUGCCUUGGUUUAUGUCUGCACUUAAAUUGGCAAUAUUUCCCGCGAAGAUAUCAGAGUUCUUCUCAAACGUAGUCCUAGGAGCCAUGAAACAACGCGAGGAGCAGCACAUCCACCGCCCUGACAUGAUUCAUUUGCUGAUGGAAGCCAAGAAAGGAAAACUGGCACAUGAUACAAAGACGACAAAAGACGAACACGCUGGAUUUGCUACAGUAGAAGAGUCAGAUGUUGGAAAAGUCAAAAACAAAACAGUAUGGUCUGACAUGGACCUCGUCGCUCAAGCAGUUAUAUUCCUCUUCGCCGGUUACGACACAGUUUCCACCACCAUGGGGUUCCUUCUCUACGAGCUGGCUGUCAACCCUGAAUGUCAAGAAAUACUAGUGCAGGAGAUUAGAGAAAACGAGAAGAGAAACAACGGGAAGUUUGACUACAAUUCGGUGCAGCAUAUGACGUAUUUGGAUAUGGUCAUCUCAGAGGUUCUUCGAAAAUGGCCUGGAGCUCCUAUGGUGGAUCGGCUCUGUGUCAAAGACUACAACCUCGGCAAACCCAAUGACAAAGCUACCGAAGAUGUCAUUCUCCGCAAAGGACACGCAGUACAAAUACCACUAUGGGCGUACCACCACGAUCCCAAACACUUCCCGAAUCCUGAGAAGUUUGACCCAGAACGCUUUUCUGAAGACAACAAGCACAAGAUUGAUCCUUUCGUGUACAUGCCCUUCGGUUUGGGACCUAGGAACUGCAUUGGAUCAAGAUUCGCCCUCUGCGAGGUCAAGGUGAUGGCAUACCAGCUUCUGCUGAAUAUGGAAGUUACUCCGUGCGAGAAGAGCAUAAUCCCGAUCUCCCUCUCUAUCAAAGAUGGUUUCCGCAUGUCGGUGACAGGAGGCAACUGGCUUAGGUUUAGACCUCGUAAGAUUUAAUAGGCGCUGCGGAUUUUUGCGUUGCAAAUAAGUGAAUCUAAAGAGAUAGCUUAGUUUAUUCCAUCCAUCAAAUGAUAAAUAUUAUACUCUGUACCAAUGUGAUAUGUUAUAUAUAAGUAACUUACCUACAUUAUAUUUUUUUAUACUACGUCGGUGGCAAACAAACAUAAGGUCCACCUGAUGGAAAGCGGUCGCCGUAACCUAUGGACGCCUGCAACUCAAGAAGUGUCACAUGCGCGUUGCCAGCCCAUUAGAAUCUUGUACACUCCCUUUUGCUGUGUUAAGUACACAGCAAAAAGGAGAGUACAAGUUCCAAAGAGGGUUCGGGUUGCCGACGACUCACAGGACAACAGGCGGAACAAAUUUAGUUCCGUAGGUCCUUCCGUCACCAGCACACCCUCGUUGAGCUCUGGCAGCCUUACUUGCCGGCAGGAACACAAUACCAUGAGUAGUGUAUAUAUUAGCAAUUAAGAAAUGUUGACUGUACCUAUAUAUAAUUAACUAACAAUAUGUCAAAUAAAGGAUAUAUUUUUCA